Molecule: messenger RNA, 2457 nt
Organism: Gadus morhua (Atlantic cod)
Lineage: Eukaryota; Metazoa; Chordata; Actinopteri; Gadiformes; Gadidae
Gene: matn1
Product: matrilin 1
Molecular function (GO): calcium ion binding
Source: RefSeq, a predicted model, not a curated record
UGUGUGAACCACUUCAUUGAUAACCCGCGGCUGAGGGAAACUCAGUCUCACUUCGCGGCUGUCCUCCCAUCGCCUGGUCCUGCUCUCCCUCUCUCUCCCUCUCUCUUCCUUGCGUACUAUUUCUUCCUCUGGCUCCCCAACCUCGCCCCCCUCGGCCCAGGCUCUCGGACCGUUGGUGAAACCUGGUGUUACUUUGCGAGUCUCCUGCCUCCCCAUCGCUAGGGCCUUCGUUUCCAUCCCAUCCGUCGCCAUGACUCCCGCUGCGCCGGUGGUCCUGCUGCUGCUAGGGCUCAUGGGCGCCCACGCCACGCUGCCAGCAGUGCCCUCUCUCGCGGAACUCCGCACUGCCGCCGCAAUGGGUAACUCCUUGUGCAAGACCCGCCCCACGGCUGUGUUCAUCGUGGACAGCAGUCGCAGCGUGCGACCCUCAGAGUUUCGAGCAGGUCAAGUGUUCCUGGCCAAGGUCAUCGAGGGUCUUGGACGUCGGGCCAACGCCACCCGCGUCGGAGUGGUGAACUACGGACCAGCCGGGGAAGAACGAGGUACGGGCGUGUCGCUGAAGACCUACCGCACCAAGGCAGGUCUGGUGAAGGCUGUGACCAAGAUCGAGCCCCUGUCCACGGGAACCAUGACCGGUCUGGCCAUCCAGUUUGCCCUCAACGUGGCCUUCAGCGAAAGCGAGGGUGCUCGGGUCAAGUCCCCUGACAUCAUCAAGGUGGCCAUCAUCGUGACGUACGGGCGGCCCCAGGACAACGUGAAGGAGGGGGCCCAGCGCGCCGCGACGCCGGCAUCGAGCUGUUCUCCAUCGGCUGUGGGCCGCGUGGACAUGAACACCCUGAGGCAGAUGGCCAGCGAGCCCCUGGACGACCACGUGGACUACGUGGAGAGCUACAGCGUCAUCGAGAAGCUCACCAAGAAGUUCCAGGAGGCCUUCUUACCCACAGUGUCGGACCUGUGUGCGACCGGUGAUCAUGACUGUGAGCAGGUAUGCAUCAGCACCCCGGGAUCAUUCAAGUGUGCCUGCAAAGACGGCUUUACCCUCCUGGAUGACGGCCGCAGCUGUAGUGCAUGCAGCGGCGCCGCCACAGACGUGGUUUUCGUGAUCGACGGUUCCAAGAGCGUGCGGCCCGAGAACUUUGAGCUGGUGAAGGAAGGGAUCAACCAGAUCGUAGACAAGCUAGACGUCUCCGAGGCCAAGACCCAUGUAGGGCUGGUGCAGUACUCCAGCUCCGUCAAGCAGGAGUUCCCACUGGGGCGCUUCAACAACAAGAAGGACCUGAAGGACGCGGUUAGGAAGAUGGCCUACAUGGAGCGGGGGACCAUGACGGGCCAGGCCCUCCGCUACCUGUCCGACCACAGCUUCAACCCCAGCCAAGGCUCCCGCCCAGGGGUUGCCAAGGUGGGCAUCGUCUUCACCGACGGCCGCAGCCAGGACUACAUCGGAGACGCUGCCAAGAAGGCCAAGGAGAACGGAUUCAAGAUGUACGCUGUGGGAGUGGGCAACGCCGUGGAGGACGAGCUGAAGGAGAUCGCCUCAGAGCCCACGGGGGAGCACUACUUCUACACGGCCACUUCAAGACCAAUGACCCAGAUCGCAAAGAAGCUGCAGAUCAACAUCUGCAAAGAUGAGGACCCGUGCGAAUGUGAUUCCCUUGUAAAGUUCCAGAAAAAAGUGGAGGAAGCACUCCAGGCACUGACAAAAAAACUAGAGAGUGUGUCGAAGAGGAUUGCUGCACUGGAGAGUAAAAUUGUCUAAGGACACACACCCACACAUCCAACACACACACUCUAUCUCUCUCUCUCUAUCUAUCUCUCUCUCUCUAUCUCUCUGAACAAAACGCAUCUCAUUUUGACAUUCUGUAAAAUAUUAAAGAAAGAGCAUGUGUGACUCUUGACCUUUGCUAAUCCUCUCUCUCUCUCUCUCUCUCUCUCUCUCUCUCUCUCUCUCUCUCUCUCUCUCUCUCUCUCUCUCUCUCUCUCUCUCUCUCUCUCUCUCUCUCUCUCUCUCUCUCUCUCUCUCUCUCUCACACACACACAAACACACAUAUCUUACCCUGGCCAGCUCGGUGACAUGCCGGUUGCCACGGUGACCUUCCUGUUUGUGCGUCUGCUCCUGAAGGACAUCCUCCAUAGCAGGCCUGUCUGUUUGUUAAUAAAGGUCUUCCCUCAUAGGGAAACGGUGACAGUACACCCAAGGGCUUGCGUUUCUUUCUGCCUAGUUGUGUGUCAACAGUGAUGAUGGCUGCCUUCUGUCUGUCUAUUUAUAUCUGCAGAUGCCAUCAUGUUCUGUUUUCUGAUUCUAAUGUCUAUUGCUCUACACCUCCUCCACUACAACCACAAUAGGGGUCCAUAUGUACUAUAAAUUAUUAUUUUUUUGUUGGGUAAAUAUAUAGGGCUACACAUAACAUAUAUUAUACUGACUGUUAAGAUAAAUACAAGUCUCUCUGUUCCUUGAAA